Sphaeroforma arctica JP610 is the source of this 1176-nucleotide messenger RNA. RefSeq lists its product as hypothetical. The record is from RefSeq and is a predicted model, not a curated record. The transcript has 4 exons. The annotation marks the transcript as partial. Lineage: Eukaryota; Ichthyosporea; Ichthyophonida.
AUGUCUCCACUCUUACUCGUAUGCGCCACAGGCAAUAUACGUCGGGCUGUGUUGGAUGUGAUUGCUCAACCUCAGGCCACCGACGAGUUCUACUACAGCAAUGUGCUCGAUAGAAUGGCGGAUAAGACGGGCAUGCUGGGUGGGGGGUCUUGGCGGAUUGUCACGGUUUACAUUGAUGGGUUGUUUGCGGGUUGCUUCCCUGUGGCGCCUGUUGUGUUCAGCGGAGGCAUGAAUCCCUAUCUGUGGCGACCGCUCACCGGCAUACGCACCUUAGACCUGCCGUCUGUACGCCUAGACAUCACGCCCUUCGUAGGCAUGCUCAACCACCACAGCACCAACCACCACGCAGACACACACACACAAACACACACACACAUACACAACAUCACGCUCAGCGUCAACAUGAAUACGCACGAGAAGAACACUUUCUGGCUCAUGGAGGUGGCUGUGGUAAUGUAUCCGUGUGCGGACGACUGUGCGAGUGUGUCGGGGUCUCCGCCAAUCAUAUCGGCGCCUGUGCCCGUUGUUGUGGAGAGUGGUGCAGUGCAACCAAUGAAACCGCAGAGAACAGACGGCGACGACCAAUCAGAACGCGCCGAUAAUCCCGCGGGGGCGACCACGGGCACGGGAAUGGGCUCAGGAGAUGCGAGAUACAAUACAGACACGGGUUCUGAAAUUGACUUGUUGACAAACGAGGGCAGAUUUGGCCCAAAACUUGGACGAGGACAGGCACCAUCUCGUGUUGGGGCCCCGAACAGACCUGAGCGGUCCUUAAACAGAGACAGACCACUGGAGUACUACUACACCAAACUGGCUGCCGCAGCUACUGAGGGGAAUGGUGACAUGCUGAAAGACUACACAUACAGAUACGAUGCGUCUGUUGUGUACAAGUAUCGUAUAGAGGGACAUGCAUGGCUUGACGGCGUGCAUGAGGAGAUCGACCUCGCGUACAGUAACGCCUGGGUAGAUGUGCGUAACCAUGGCAACCAGGCUCGGAGUGAUACCGUAGGCCGUGUCAAGCACGCGACAACUAGUGCGUCGAUUGCGAUUAAUAUGAGCCAAUCGGAAGAGGCGGAUGAAACACUGCCGGCUGAGGAUAUGACUGUGGUCAUCAAGGCGCACGGGGCAGUCUGCGAAUAUCCCUUCGAGUUCAAUGUCACGACCAAAAUGAGCGAG